CAGGGAAAGGGAGGGCCAGUGCUGCCGAGUAGGGGUGGAGCGGACUCUCAUCAACUCACUGACAGCCCCCGAGAAGAAUCCUGAGCAUCUUCACCUGAGCCACACUCUCCCAGGCCGGCCGUGUGGACGACGGCCCACAGCCUCUGGUAGCCUCAGCUCAGGGGUUCCCCUGGGACCCCCUGUGCCGUGACAAGCUCAGGAGCAAAGGGGUCCCUGGGCUCUUCUGGAUGGGAGUCACUGACCUGCCUUGUCUGCUGUGUCCAGGCUUUUACGAGAUGAGCGACGGUGGAUCCUGCUCCCUGUCCACGUCCUGUGCCUCUGUCUGCAGUGACCACAUCUCCCCCUCGCUGGGCAGCUUGUUGCCUAUGGCCCAGGCCCCCAAGGCCAGGCCCAGCAUGGGGGACUGGAGGCCCCGGUCGGUUGAUGAGACUACUGUGCCAGCGUGGAGACCCCAGGCUACCGAGGAGGGCACCAGGCCCCGGGGCAGCAUGGAGAAUGCAGGCCAGCCGUGGGGCACAUUCUGGCCCAGGCCGGUGUCUACAGGUGAUCUUGACAGAGCCCUGCUGGCAGACACGGGGCCCCAGAGAGCCAGCGCCGAUGCUGAGCUCCUCGGGCUCCUCUGCCAGGGGGUGGACAUCCCGCUGCACAUGCCAGACCCCAAGUAUCGGCAAGACCUGGUGUCCCAGGGCGGCAGGGAGAUGUACCCGUACCCCAGCCCCCUGCACGCUGUGGCUCUGCAGAGCCCCCUGUUUGCUCUGGCUAAGGAAACCCCACAGAGCGGUGGUCCCUCGUUCCCCAGGGAGACCUCCCUAGGCCCCGCAGGUCUGAACACCAUCCAGACUGGGCCGGUCCUCGAGGCUGGUCCGGCCAGAGCCAGAGCCUAUAUCGACAGGCUGCUGCGUCUGUGGGGCCGGGAGACCCCAGCAAAGGGUAGCGGGGGAGAACAGGGACCUCUAAGGCAUGCAGCAUCCCCAUCCCCACAGAGGCAAGGUGGCUGGAGUACAGAUGGUGGAGGGCGACUAUUGGUCUUCGCCCCAGGGAGGGAGGAUGAAGGAGGGCCAGCUCAGAGCAGAGGUGCCGGCAGGGGCCCCCAGCAGCAGGGAUCCAUGCCUCUUGAGGGUCCCCAGCACCCUGGCAACCUUCCAGAGGAGGGCUCCAAGCCCUCGAACAGCUGUGUCCUCAGGGAGACCAUGGCGUGGCCCUCUCCCAGCUUGAAGGCCCAGCAGACACCCCCAGCUCAGGACUGUGGACGAGGCAACGUCAUAUCCCCAUCCAGGAUGCUGGACAACAGCCCCUCACCGGCCUCUGGGCACUUUGCCCACCCGUCCUUUGCUUCCAGUCUGAAAAUGGGUCCCCCCAAGAGCAAGGCCGAAAAAAUCAAGAGAAGGCCCACAGACAAGGUGCUGAGGUUUGCAAGGCAGCCGCCGCUUCUACUGGAGAGGCCUGAGGGAGCCCAUGCAGCCCCCCAGCCAUCCCUGGAGUGGGACCCGGCCCACUGGUCCCCAGGGAGGGGUGGGCUCCCGCGGAGGCCGGCCCUGGCCUGGGAAGCACCCGGGCGCUCCUGUUCCGAGUCUACCCUCUACCCCAUGCCUGUCCUCGUCCCCGUGGCGGUGGCCCCGCAGGAGGGCCACCGGACCUCAGCCCAAGCCCUGUUCCCCUUUGAGGCAGCACUGCUCACCUCGGUGGCCAGGAGGAAGCAUCGCCGCUGGCAGUCCACCAUGGAGAUCUCAGCCCGGGCCCGCCUGGCCAGCUGUCCCGAGUCUAACCUGGGGCCCCCCAGGCCCGUGGCCAGAAGAGCAGGUGGCCCACAGGCCCGGGGCCGGGACUUUCUUACCUUCUUGAAAAGUCAAAAGGUUUGUGCUCUGCAGGCACCAGGAACCCAGAGGCGGCCGAGUAAAAGGACGCCACCGCACCCAGUCACAAGAUGCGCAAAGCAUUACCACAGGAGGUCCCGGCUGAGACAGCAGGACAUCGGCCUGAAGACCCACCUGGACCAGCUGGACCUGCAGAUCAGCAAGCUGCAGCUGGAUGUGGGCACAGCCUCCGGGGAGGCCCUGGACAGCGACAGCAGGCCCAGCUCAGGUACCAGGGGAGGCGGCCGCUUCAUCAGGCUGAUCUGA
Mandrillus leucophaeus (drill) is the source of this 2120-nucleotide messenger RNA. RefSeq names its product dapper homolog 2-like. Bases 228 to 2120 code for a protein of 630 amino acids. Gene Ontology annotation, cellular component: cytoplasm. The transcript has 5 exons. The record is from RefSeq and is a predicted model, not a curated record. NCBI's taxonomy places the organism in Eukaryota, Metazoa, Chordata, Mammalia, Primates, Cercopithecidae. Gene Ontology annotation, biological process: negative regulation of nodal signaling pathway.